AUGGUCUUUCCAAUCUUACCGUUUUUCACGUCAGGCCAAGAUCUGGAAGCUUUGACUCAAAAAAAACCAUAUGUUGGGCUGACUGGACAAGCUCUCAUUGAUCUCUCAAAAACCAGUGUUGCAGAAGCUGCCGCCUUCAUUGAAAACAACAUUUCGUUCAGAUUUGUAUGCGGCCUGCUAAAAGCUAAUCAUCACGUCAGUGACAAUGACCUUGUUGCAUUCGUGAACGCCGGCAUCGCUGUCCUCUUUGUGGAAUCGCAGGAGUCUGCUACUCUUCUAGAAGAACUAGGCAUCCCCCGUGACAGAGUGGCAGUUUACGACGGCACAGGCUACACCAGCCAGUUCGGUGUCGUUCAAAAGUUUUCCCAAGGGCACAUUGUGGAUGCCAACGACCUUUGCGAGGAGAAAAUCGCACAAGCUUUGCUCGCUACAGCCAAGACGGAUCGCAGUGACAACCUCUACACUACUCUAGUUGUUGACACUCACGAGCGCUGUCUCGGCCUUGUAUACUCCUCAAAAGAGUCUCUCAAAAUGGCUAUUGAAAAGCAGGUCGGUGUCUACUUUUCUCGGUCUAGGAAUGAGAUAUGGGUUAAGGGCCUCACCUCGGGGAACACUCAGAAAUUGAUCAACAUCCAACUAGAUUGUGACGGAGACGCUUUGAAGUUUGUCGUUGUGCAGGAAGGCACAAAGUCUGAUUUCUGUCAUUUGAAUACUGCGUCAUGCUACGGAGACUUCCCGCAUGGUUUGGUGGGGCUUGAGCAGCUUCUUCGUCAAAGGAUGGAAAAUGCACCAGAAAAGUCGUAUACCCGUAGACUUUUCAGUGACCCCGAGUUGUUGACGGCCAAGAUCAAGGAAGAAGCUGAAGAGCUCACAGAAGCCUCUAGCAAGCGCGACGUAGCUUGGGAAGCGGCCGAUUUAUUCUAUUUCGCAAUGGCAAAAUUAGUGUCUAGUGGUGUAACUUUGGAGGAAGUGGAGAGGAAUUUGCAUGUUAAGCAUCUCAAGGUCACGAGAAGAGCCGGUGAUGCCAAGCCAAAGUUCGUAAAGGAGGAAGCAAAGCCACAAACCACCAAAGACGAAGAACCUACGAAUGGUAACAUUCACCUGAACGUGGUUUCGGCUCAUGACCAGACAGCUGUUACUGCCGCGCUAAGCAGACCUAUUCAGAAGACUGCGGACAUUAUGCAUUUGGUUAAUCCAAUUGUCGAGAAGGUAAGAAAAGACGGUAAUAAGGCCUUGAUCGAGCUAACGAGCAAGUUCGACGGCGUAGAUCUUGAAUCGCCUGUUCUAGAAGCCCCUUUCCCUGAAGAAUACCUGGAUGGAUUAACCCAGGAAAUGAAGGAAGCUUUGGAUUUAUCGAUGGAAAAUGUACGGAAGUUCCAUGCGGCCCAACUUCAAAAAGAAGUUCUGCAGGUUGAGACUCAACCUGGAGUCGUUUGUUCACGUUUUCCACGCCCGAUCGAAAAAGUGGGUCUAUACAUCCCAGGUGGUACCGCAGUACUACCAAGCACAGCUCUUAUGUUGGGUGUCCCUGCUCGCGUUGCCCAAUGUAAGGAAAUUGUCUUUGCCUCUCCUCCUCGGAAAUCAGAUGGUAGAGUCUCACCGGAAGUUGUUUACGUCGCUCAAAAAGUGGGUGCAUCCAAGAUUGUAUUAGCUGGUGGUGCUCAGGCUGUUGCCGCCAUGGCUUACGGUACCGAGACUAUCCCUAAAGUCGACAAGAUUUUGGGCCCUGGUAACCAGUUCGUCACAGCCGCUAAGAUGUAUGUGCAGAAUGAUACACAAGCACUAUGCUCUAUCGAUAUGCCCGCAGGGCCAAGUGAAGUGUUGGUUAUUUCAGAUGAGAAUGCUGACUCGGACUUUGUCGCCUCGGACUUGUUGUCCCAGGCAGAACACGGUGUGGAUUCACAGGUCAUCUUGGUAGGUGUUGCUUUAAGCGAAAAGAGAGUAGCUGAGAUUCAAGAAGCAGUCCACCGCCAGGCCAUGGAACUACCUCGUGUCGAUAUUGUUCGCAAGUGCAUUGCUCACAGCUCUAUUGUUUUGUGUGACUCUUACGAAGAGGCCUUCCAAAUGUCAAACAACUAUGCUCCAGAACACUUAAUUUUACAGAUCGAAAAUGCCGCCAAAUACGUCGAUCUUGUAUUCAAUGCUGGAAGUAUCUUUGUGGGUGCUUACACCCCAGAAUCGUGUGGCGACUACUCCAGUGGCACUAACCACACUUUGCCAACCUACGGUUAUGCUAGACAGUAUAGUGGAGUCAACACAAGCACCUUCCAGAAGUUUAUCACUGCCCAGAGCGUGACGCCAGAAGGAUUGGACAAUAUCGGCCGUGCAGUUAUGAGUGUGGCGAAAGUUGAAGGUCUAGAUGCUCACCGCAAUGCUAUAAAAAUCAGAAUGCAGAAGCUGAAUCUCCUACCGGAAAACUUCCAAUAA
This is a messenger RNA of Lachancea dasiensis, 2427 nucleotides long. Lineage: Eukaryota; Fungi; Ascomycota; Saccharomycetes; Saccharomycetales; Saccharomycetaceae. The record is from the annotation of a GenBank genome assembly.